Messenger RNA from Spea bombifrons (plains spadefoot toad), 2018 nucleotides. RefSeq names its product serine/threonine kinase 26 (gene STK26). The record is from RefSeq and is a predicted model, not a curated record. Gene Ontology annotation, biological process: protein phosphorylation. Bases 259 to 1497 code for a protein of 412 amino acids. Gene Ontology annotation, molecular function: protein kinase activity; ATP binding. The transcript has 11 exons. Lineage: Eukaryota; Metazoa; Chordata; Amphibia; Anura; Pelobatidae.
CGCAUCAGCAGCUGCCGCAGCCUCCCGUCCUCUCCCAACAUGGCGCCGCUAACCUGCUGAGCUCUCCCAGCUCCCCGUCCCUGCCGUUCUCCGAGACAUGCUCACAGCACCGGCCGAUAGCCGGAUACCCCUGACCAGCCAGUGCAGCUCCUGAGCCGCGGAUACUCGGGCCUGUAGCAGUGCGGGCCCAGCCCCGGAGCCCUCCCCGCCAGUCCUCCUCUCUCUUCUACAGCCGGAGCAGGAGGCCUAGCCGCCGUCAUGGCUCACUCCCCGGUAGCAGUGCAAGUCCCCGGGAUGCAGAACCACCGAGCUGAUCCAGAAGAGUUAUUCACAAAACUCGAACGCAUCGGCAAGGGUUCCUUUGGCGAAGUCUUUAAAGGGAUUGAUAACCGGACUCAGCAUGUGGUUGCCAUUAAAAUUAUUGAUCUGGAAGAAGCAGAGGAUGAGAUAGAAGAUAUACAACAAGAAAUAACAGUCCUUAGCCAGUGCGACAGCCCGUAUGUGACUAAAUACUACGGAUCCUACUUGAAGGGCACUAAGUUAUGGAUCAUAAUGGAAUAUUUAGGCGGCGGGUCUGCCUUAGAUCUACUGCGUGUUGGUCCGUUUGAUGAAUUCCAGAUUGCUACCAUGUUGAAAGAAAUCUUGAAAGGUCUCGAUUAUCUGCAUUCUGAGAAUAAAAUUCACAGGGACAUCAAAGCUGCCAAUGUGCUGCUAUCUGAACAGGGAGAUGUGAAACUGGCCGAUUUUGGUGUUGCCGGACAGCUUACAGAUACACAAAUUAAGAGAAACACAUUUGUAGGCACCCCUUUCUGGAUGGCUCCAGAGGUCAUACAGCAAUCUGCUUAUGAUUCUAAGGCCGAUAUUUGGUCUCUGGGGAUUACCGCGAUUGAACUAGCCAAAGGCGAGCCCCCCAAUUCAGACAUGCAUCCUAUGAGGGUAUUAUUUCUCAUCCCUAAAAACAAUCCACCCACUUUAACAGGAGAUUUCAGCAAACCUUUCAAAGAGUUUAUUGAUGCCUGCUUAAACAAGGACCCAACAUUUCGCCCCACAGCGAAAGAACUGCUGAAGCACAAGUUUAUCGUGAAGAAUGCCAAAAGGACAUCUCACCUGACAGAGCUGAUUGACAGGUUUAAGAGAUGGAAGGCAGAAGGGCACAGCGACUCGGGCUCUGAUUCAGACCCUGAGCCAAAUGAUAAAGAAAAUAAUUCGCACCCAGAGUGGAAUUUUACUACUGUUCGGAAGAAGCCCGAUACAAAGAAGAUGCAGAAUGGAACAGACCAAGAUCUUGUGAAGACCUUGAGCUCUUUAUCAGUGAUCAUUGCACCAGUGUUUGCUGAGCUUAAACAGCAGGACCGGAAUAACACAGUGAGGAAAAAUGCGAUUGAAGAACUAGAAAAAAGUAUGAAUCUAGCUGAGGCCACGUACCCGGGAAUUACUGACAAGAUGGUAAAGAAACUAAUGGAAAAAUUCCAAAAGUUCUCCGUCAGCGACUCCUAAGUGUCUUCUGAUGAGCAUGACACCACUGUUAGCGGAAAGGGAGAGGCAUACCCACCAAAACUACUCCAAGCCUUGGCCGUGCUUAGCUUUUUCAGCUCCUUGUGCCUUUUUGGAUCUCUGCAAAACACAACAUUGUUCAUGAUCGACAGUUUGGAAGGAAACUCCAUUUUUUUUUUUUUUUCUCGUGAUGGUGUAAAUGGUUUUAUAUUUUCAGGAAAUUAUUUUGUAAAGACUGACUUUUAUUACUGUUUUCAUCCUUUGUUUAAUUCUGUAAAUGUUGAUAUGUUUUGCUCUUGGGUAACAAUUGCUCAGUUAAGUGACGUGCAAGUAACAGUAUGUUGUGGUGGUUGUGUUGCACUGUACACUGAUGGAAUCUACUGGUCUUUUUUCCUUUUUUUUUUUUUUUUUCUUUCUGAAAUCUUUUGCCAUUUCUUUAAGAAGUGGUAGGAAGUGCGCGUGUGCGCCUCACCUUAGCAGGGGUAUAUUGUUGCUGCUGUACAGUAAAGCAUUUACUUGUGACA